AUGCGUGACGAAGUGACCGACAUCUCGGACGUUUUGGUCAUGCGUGACGAAGUGGCCGACAACUCGGACAUACUCACGAAACAUUCCGUCACCGUUGUCGUGGAGGCCGUUAUUUACGCGCGGAUCUACGACGCGACCGUUGCUACGGUGAACAUCAAGGAUGCGCGCGCAUCCACAUGCCUGCUAGGGGCGACCACUCUGAGAACCAUGCUGGGGACGGUGGGACUGUCGGAUGUUCUGUCGGACAGGGAGAGGAUCGACCGAGACAUGCAGAGGACUUUGGACGAAGCCACGCAUGACUGGGGACUGAAGGUGGAGCGUGUUGAAAUAAAAGACGUUCGUCGGCCGAUCCAGAUGCAAAGAGCGAUGGCAGCUGAAGCCGAAUCACACAGAAUGGCCAGAGCAAAGGUCAUAUCCGCGGAGAGCGAUAUGAAAGCAUCGCGCUGCAUCAAAGAAGCCGCGGAUGUGCUGCGGGAGGCGCAGGCCUCCAUUCAGCUGCGCUACCUUCAGACGCUACAUAGCAUCGCCGAUCAACAGAACCACACCAUCAUCUUCUCGCUUCCGCUCAGCCUCUUCUCCGGGUUUCAGGAAGGGGUGGCAAAGCUUCUCGGGGCUAGGCCAGUAAUGCACAGCGGAGGAAAGCCGUUAAUAACAAUCGAGGAAUCGCAGACAAGCACGAUGUUCUAA
This is a messenger RNA of Dreissena polymorpha, 687 nucleotides long. Its product is annotated as stomatin-like. The transcript has 5 exons. Gene Ontology annotation, cellular component: plasma membrane. The record is from RefSeq and is a predicted model, not a curated record. The coding region runs from base 1 to 687 and encodes 228 amino acids. NCBI's taxonomy places the organism in Eukaryota, Metazoa, Mollusca, Bivalvia, Myida, Dreissenidae.